AUGAGAAAAACACUCCGGCGAUGUAACGCCUGUGGAUCUCCUCCUGCUUUUUCUGCAGGAAUUCCCUCUUUUAACUCCACACCUGUGCGGUUCUGUUACGUCUGCGGGUCUUCCUUGCGGCCUUCAGCAACUAAAGAAAAAGAAAAAGAAAAAGAAGAAAAAGAAGAUGUGAUGUUGACAUUGCCGAUGAAUACAGAGUGGAAGAAUCCCACAUUAGUGAAGAAAAAUCCCUUUUCUCUGCAGGAUGUACUGAAGAUACUCUGGAGACAACUGCAGUCGUGGGGACCGCACACACUUAUCCACUGUUUACCGUGUUCCACUGUAGACAAGGAACAUUCAUCCACUGAUGCUCAUCCCUUAGUGGGAAUGAAUAGAUAUAAUGUUGAGAAAACCACUAGAGCUGUUCAUACGGAAAAACCACCAGUCUUUUAUGCCUGGCCACUCGAGUCCUGCAGUACAGUGGAAGAAGAAGAAAGUAAAGAGAUGAAGUUUAUCAAAGAAGAUACCCCGUCUUCCUCUUUAUUUGUUCAACUUCAGAUAAUAUACAAAAUACUUGCGGAAGUCAUUUUAGAGUAUAAUACAGUUCUCUCAUCAUUACAGUUAAGAUAUACGAAUGAAGGAAAUAUGUGGCGAACGUAUGUUUCUACACUAAAGGAUGAACUUCGUCAAAAGAAUGAAGAACAUGUGGCACUUUUAAAACGUGUAUUGUAUUUAGAACGUGAACUCUCUCUACAGAAUGAGAGGCACAAACGAGAAUUGUUAGAGGAGAGAUGCAAACGUGAGGAGGAGCAUCAAUGGUCUUUGAAUAUGAAACAACAACAAGAAGAUAAUCUUACUGAGGCGUAUCAUUUCUUGCGUGACACACUCGUACAUGGAAAACGCCAUAUACAUUGA
Messenger RNA from Trypanosoma theileri, 894 nucleotides. RefSeq lists its product as uncharacterized. The transcript has a single exon. Lineage: Eukaryota; Euglenozoa; Kinetoplastea; Trypanosomatida; Trypanosomatidae. The record is from RefSeq and is a predicted model, not a curated record. Bases 1 to 894 code for a protein of 297 amino acids.